Molecule: messenger RNA, 498 nt
Organism: Penicillium roqueforti
Lineage: Eukaryota; Fungi; Ascomycota; Eurotiomycetes; Eurotiales; Aspergillaceae
Exons: 2
Coding region: 1-498 (165 amino acids)
Biological process (GO): proteasome-mediated ubiquitin-dependent protein catabolic process; protein polyubiquitination; protein autoubiquitination
Cellular component (GO): ubiquitin ligase complex; cytosol; nucleus
Molecular function (GO): cyclin binding; ubiquitin conjugating enzyme binding; ubiquitin protein ligase activity
Source: RefSeq, a predicted model, not a curated record
AUGGAAGAUCCAACCGCCAAGGGAUGGCGACUUCUGAAAGCCAACGUAUCCCUGAACACGAAUUCAUCCAGCGAUGCAGACAUUACAAAGUGGGAGGUCCACCCGACAGAAACAAUCGUCGCUGCACAGCUCCUCGAAUUGAUCGAGAGAGAAAGCGCCCGACGAUUCGUCGUUCAUUGUGGCCAGAAGAGCGGUCUCGUGCUGUGGGUCUUCAACCCAGACAUGCGAUACUCGAAUUCCAGCGCAGGCGAUAGUAUCAUGGCCCAGCAAGCGAUGAAGGUGUUCUACCAAGAGGCUCCUGAUGUGGACGAGCUGCUCCAUCCGGAAAUCGGGAAUCCUUCGCCGUUGUCGGUGGAAGAGUUGGAGUUGCCGUCUAUGAUCUUUGAAGCCAUGUCGCAGGCGUUGACUAAGAGUAACGAGAUGCUCCCGCUCUCUGCUAGGCGUUUUAACGAGUGGCAUGUUGGGCUUUUGAGUCGGUUCAGGCGCGAGAAGGCUUGA